AUACGCAUAUGUUUGCUUAGACAAAAACAUAACCAAAAUGUUGUUGGUUGGCCAGAGGUCUGGUUAGUUUUAUUGCUGCUUGUGUGUGAAUGUGAAUGUGUUCGUAUGCGUACGUGGAUGUGCGUGCGUAUGUGUGCAUACACUCAAAGAAAACACACAGCAGUAACCUGUAGCUACCUUUGGCUAUUGUAGGUGGAAAAUAUCAAAAAGAAACGAUAUCAACGUUAUAACAGCAGGAAAAGAAAAAUGUUGUCUUUACCGUAUUAAAUGGCUUUGAUUAUCGGAUUUUUUUUAUCCCGAUAACGAAAACAGGAACAGCGUAAGCACUAGGAAAAUUAUUAAGACUCCCUAAGCCUUUUUGUGAGAAGCAAUGAAUGUUACCAAUAGGCGUAAAUCAACAGAUACGGAACAGCAACAACAACAGCAGCAACAGCAACAGCAGCAACAUAAUCCUCAACAACAGGUAAUUGCUUAUGUUAGUUGUCGCCAGGCAGCCAGCGCAACGGCAUUAAAUUCAUUGCGCGCCUCGACGGUGGAAGAGCAAGACCAACUAGUAACGUCCACGUCGAGUGAAUGUCUCUUGCCGUUGUGUGAAGGUGAAGGCGAGGAGAUAGCGCUUGAAUUGGAUUCAUUGAUAACUUCACCGGCUCGCAUUAGCAGCAGCACAGUGGGUUACGAUGCAGUAGCAUAUUCUUCAGAUGCCGUAAGCUCGGAAGAGGUUAUGCCCUCAACUUCAGAGCAUGCUUUAAAUGCAUUGGUCGCGAGAUCAGAGGCCGGUACAUCUUCAAGAGCCCUUCAACUUAGUAUUAAUAGCAACAGAACUGCCAAAAUAAACGAGAUGGUCGCCCGCGAUAUGGCGCCUACCACGGUAGCAGGUGGUGCAGGGACUUCACAUGAAAUGAAUACAGCAGCUACUAGCCGUAAUAGUGGCAGUGAUUCACUGUCCGCGAAUGAAAAUCAUAAAAUCAUAUUGAAACUAAGCAAAACGUCUACAACAGCACCGGAAUCUCAAAUAUGUCAAAUAGCACCACCGAGCGUGGUUGGGAACGAUGAUUUACGCAAAGUAGAACCCUUGAAAAUCAACCUGCAUGGUUCGCAUUCACAUCCCACCAUUAAAACGCCUGACGUUACUGGCUCAUCAGAAGAAUGUUCCUCCUCAGCCGAAGAUGAGAUAGUCUGUAAAAAGCACAGCCACGAGCCGCAUAUAGUGCCCAAGUUGACAAUAAGAGCGGCUGUAAAUGAGGAGCACGGUACAUCGCAUACCUCCAUUGUACCUAAGUUGACUAUAAAAAUAAAUGAUUCGUCCUCUACGGAUAUAGGCGGUAGUAGCAGUGGUAGUGGUGCAAUGCAGCCCGCGGCCGCUACGCCUCCGCUGCCAAAGUUAACCAUUAAAACUGGUGUAGAUGGCCAUAGCGAAUCAAUUAUUAGCAAUGUUUCACCUGCUUCAAGUACCACGUCCUGUUCGUCAUCUUCGAAUUCAUUGUCUUUGUCCUCUCCAGCCAUUAAUUGUUUAAAUAAUAAAUGCUUAACGAGCGGUAAUACAUGCGCAGCGGGUGUCCAAAGCAUACCUAAAAUAACUAUUAAAUCGUUACAAAAACCCGCAGAAAAAGAAAACUCUGAAAAUACUGCCAGCAACAGUGCGGCGAUUGGGGCAUGUGUUGGAACAAUACCCAAACUAACAAUUAAGACAUGUUUACCGAUUUGCAAUGAAGCAAUGGACGAUUGUUCAAGUGCUAAAAUACCCAAAUUAACUAUAAAAACGGGACAGGAGCAUGCCGUUAUAAUAACUCAGCAUAACGACAGUAUAAACACAUCAGGCAUACCCAAAUUAACUAUAAAAACCAAGUCACUGGAUAUCCCGGAAGAUGGCAGUGAGUCACCGGUAAACGAAAUUAACGAAAAAAUUCCAAAAAUUACUAUAAAAACUUCCAAUAACAGUGAAACUGCAGCGGUCGUACCGAAACUUACGAUCAAUGUGGCGCAACUGGAAACUUCUAAUAGUCCGUCGUCUCCUAAACAAGCUGUACCGAAACUAACAAUAUCCCGCCAACAGACGGACAUGAUUGUCACGAAUCAUCAUUUGCUUGCGCUGUCCGCCAAUGAACAUGAAGUGACUGUACCUAAGAUGACAAUCAAAACCCAAAAUAAAGGAGACAUAAAAUCGAAACAUAGUUUAAAACCUUUAACAAUAAGACGAACUUCUCCCAUAGAAAGUAGUGGCGGUGGAGGUGCAGGCGAUGAUUCUACAGAAGGUGAAAUGGAAGAAGAAAGAGAACGGCAGGCUAUGGCGUCAGCUAAGUUAGUACCUAAAUUGACUAUCAAAAACUUGGGAUCACCGAAACUCAAAAUGAAAGUAGUCCGAGAAAGUGACCCGCAAGUAGAUGUAUCAGUGAGCAAAUCGGCAUCCGCUGCCUAUACAAUAAAUGAAACGGUUGUUGGUGUUGGUGUUCCUGCUGCAAGAAGAGAACCCGGAGAAUUCGAUGAACUUAUACAUGUAGCCAAUGGUGGAGAGUCCAGCAGUAGUCAGGAAUUUUGUGGUUUCAGUGACAACAUUACUAAUGCAAUGGUAUUGUUUAGCAACUGCAGCGACGUACAGAGAGUCGAAAAGAACCGACGCAACUCAGAUGAUAUGGAUAUUGACGAGACUCUUCAACAGCAACAUGAUCCUCAAAUGUUUAACAAUCUAGAACACUUUACUGAACACGACCCUCCCAUAACUGUGACAAAUGGUUCUUUAGCACCACUUAAACUACCGUCGCAAGCGGCGCAUAUUAUUGAUACAGUAGAUCUGACGUCUUCUCCAUCGCCGGGUAAUUCACCAGCUCAUUUCAACUACAACGAGGAGAGUAAUUGUGCGGUCAGUGAAGCUCCGAAAACAGUUCCAGCUACAAAUAUAUUGCUCGAGUGCUUGCAGAGGGAACCUAUACCUCCACCUUUACGAAUGCCAUCGCAACUGUACGAGCAGGUAGCUUUGCCAACUUUACAAACUAAUCUUUGCACUGUCAGUCCGGCCUCCUUAAAAUAUCCGCAACUAGCUGAACGUUUGAUGGCAAACGGCACCUCUAACAUAAAUAUUUUAUCGCAGGCUGCGUGUGCGAUAACCAACCACAAUGCAGAUGUCCUAUCUAGAGGAACGGUAUCAGAGAAAAUCAUUGAUUCUAUUGAAAUUCUAGACACACCUGAAGGGAGCCCACGGCGUUCCUUAGAUGAUAGACCUGGAGCAAUAAGUCCUGUUCUGGAUAAUCAGAAAUCCGUGCUACCCAAUGGCUUGCAUAGCCACCAACAUCAUUUAGAGACAAGCAAUGCGUCUCUCGAAGUUUUCUCACACAACAAUAAUACGGUGAUCACUUCAACUUUUGCAAAUAACACCAAUUUAAAGAGACCCGCUUCUAUUUCAACACCAGAUAAUUGCAAUGAUAUGGAAUUGGAUAUGACACCGAUUAAGCUGCGUUGCAUUGAAAAUGAUAGCAGUACUAUGGCGACAGUGACUUUUCUGACAGAUAACGACAGAACGUCCUCACCAACGGUAAUAAUGACGUCUCCUACUCAAAUCAACAAUGUUAUGUCUCAGUGUCAAACGACAGAGAGUUUUCAAAAGAACGAAGCUGUCGUACCAGUAACAUCGUGUAAUGUCCCACAAAAGGCUCAAAGUGCUACCACUACUCAUCAGAGAUUAAGAAAACAACGUCAUGAGCACUUAUUGCCAAUAUCCAUGGAUGAAGUGGACCCCACCCAACUUAAUUCUAACGAUAGUUUGGAUUUAAAUCGUAUUAAUACUACAGAUAACGUAAGCGAGCUAACGGCGGUUACUCAAGGCAAAAGACGUGGCAGGCCGAAGAAGUCUUCUAUUGACAUGAAGGAUGCUAACGCCACACCUGUAUUGGCUGCAACCGCGGCUGAGCAAGCCUCUAAAUCGCGACGGGUGCAAUUAUUGCGUAAACGUUUAGCGAUUGAUAUGGUGGCUGCUGAGCAGCCUUUACCUAUCAUAGAUGAACAAUUGGAAUCAACAAUAGCAGCAGCUAGCGGCGAUGACAACAGCAGCAGACAAGAUCUUGAGGAUUUAGAAACACCAAAAAGGGAACGCACUCUACGUGCACCUUUGCGAUCGUCACGGCGUAGUCAGACACCCACGGUAAAUGUAACAACAGAAACUAAAGUAAAGACACGAAAUAGUAAUGUUAACACAAACACCCCCAUAACAACUGACAGCAAAUGUACAAUGAUGACCUCAACAAUACAGCACAAAAAUAAUGCUAGUGAAAGCAUACUCAAUCAUUUUGGUGGCGGUUCAAACUCCAGUAUGUCAUCUGUCAUCUCUACCUGUUCAGCUAGUUUAAUGACGAACGCAACCAGCGCUAUGGUGACAACCGCAGGAGCUAGCAAUAGCAAUGUGUUAAAUAUGGCCGCACAAAUAGAUCUUACCAUGUCUUCGUCGUCGUCAUGUGCUAGUAAUAGUAGCACUACGGCUACUACGACAACAGCAGAUGUUGGUGGCUCUUUGCAGUCGCAGCAAACCAACAGUAGUAGUGGUGGCGCCGGUGGCGGCAUUAGCGUCAGCUGUGUAAGCGGAGGCGUGGGUGGCGGAGGAAGUAGUAAUAAUUCUAUGUUACCACCAACGACUAUUCUCUCAUCUUCAGAUCCUUUACCAGAUGUGGUAUUUAGACCAAAUGAUUUUUCCUCCAUAAUCGUAACUCAGCAAUUAAGACCUCCCCUAUUUAUGACGCGGACGCAAAAUGAAAUGCAAGAUGAAGAAAUGAGAGCUCUUAUGGAUGAUAAUCGAAAUGAAAGUAGCGCUGACAAUUCGGGAGAUGAUUCGGCGACAAGCACCUCUUCCACAUCGUAUACACUUGGUCGUGGUCGUGGCCGGGGUAGGGGCAGUCGCGGUGGUGCUGGCCGUGGUGGUAGUGGCCGCGGUCAUCGAGCUCAUCGUUUAGGACGUGGCGCAAGUGCCGUUGCUAAAGCCAUUGCAAUGAGUCGGCCGCGUUGCGUAGGCGCUCUUAAACAUACCCCCGAUCCCGAACGUAUUAAAGGUCUUUUCAGUCCAUCGCCUCAGGUAUUUGAGGAGGAUACUCGCAUGAGUGCCGACUUAAGCCAAAUUCAAGUAUCGCCAGCACAAGUAGGGUCUCAAUUAGAAAUAUCACAAAUACGGCAACCGGAAUUUUUGAACAAUGAAGAAUCUCAAUCGUCGGUGGUUAGCUGUAAUAGUAUUUUGGAUCCAAAUGUCUCUCAAAUGUCUAUUGUACCCUCCACACCGCAAAAUUCCUCUACUGCUGGCGGUUCUGCAUCAACCGUUAAAAAACCGAAAAAGAAAAAAAUGGAAGUGUGCGUGGCCGAAGAUACGGAAUUUACGGUAGCCUCGAUAGCAGAAUAUGAUUGGCCACCGCCUAAGGGUUGUUGUCCCUCCAAAAAUCGUGACACAUUUAUGAUACAGGAGCAGGUUGCUUUAUAUUUGGGCAUAAAAAGUUUCAAACGAAAAUAUCCUGAUCUGCCACGUCGUCAAAUCGAUAUGGAAGAACGCAAUUGGCUACAAGAGAAGGGACUGGUGUCUGAGAAAAUGUGCGAUUUAGGCAUUACCGCUGUAUGGGCCUCUGAUAUAUUGGACAUUAUGUACACUGACUUUUAUGAAAAGUACGAGGAAUAUAAAGACUUUGUAAGGCAAAAGCAUUUACGCGAAAUAGAGGCUAAACAAAAGGCAUUGGGCUUGAAUGUGACCGGUCGAGGAUUGCAAGCUCGUGAUCGGGCCAUGCUGUCGGCUAGCAAGUGGAAUGCAUAUUUUAAUAAGACACGUAAAGAAGAGCGUUUAAAUUGCUUGGAUCUACAAACGUUUACGAUCAAUAAACCGAUGCCAGCUACAUCUCCUACAGCCACUCUAGUUAACCGUCCUGUAGCUGAGGCUGUGGCAAUGGCAGUCAAAUCAACGCAGCUAACCGAGCCUCCCACAUUAUUAAAAGUGCGUAUAAGUGAUCCGCCACCGCUAAGAGAUAUCUAUUAUCCGUUGUCUUUAGUGCCAGGACAAUUUUGUGAGAAAUACUAUGAUUACACCGCCCAAGAAUUAAGACGUUUCCCUCUUAACACACUCCUGGAUCCUAUGCAAGGACUAUAUGCUUCGAAAACUAUUAAUAAUAGUUGCAGCACUGAUACCGACUCGGCGGCUGAAACAGCUGUUACAGAUAAAAAUUUCAAUACCUGCCCAAGCAAGGAACGUGUUAAAAAGCGACGUUCAAGAAGAGCACGUACAAAACUUUCCAGUAAAAGAGAAGACUUUAAAUUACCUCACUUGCCGGGUCAUAAAACGUUGGCUAGUUCUACUGAAUCAGGGUCAGGUUCAACAUCGGAGGAUAGUAAUUCAAGUGAAACGGAUUCUGAUAGCUGCAGUUCUGCUUCAUCGUCAACAACGUCCAUCGUCGCAGAAUCAACAGAUGACGAAUUCCCCACAAUAUCAAUUUGUUCGGUAUGUCAACGACCACAAAAUCGCAAUCUAAAAGAUAUGCCCGAAUUAUUUAUACAGUGCUAUACUUGCCGGCGAAAAGUUCAUUCCAGUUGCGUUGAAAUGCCACACCGUAUGGCUGUGCGGGUACGUAACUAUAAUUGGCAAUGUGUUGAUUGCAAGUGUUGUGUCAAAUGUAAACGGCGACAAGAUCAAAAUAAAAUGCUUUUCUGUGAGCAAUGCGACCGCGGUUAUCACAUUUACUGCCUAGGCGUUAAAGCAGUGCCGGAUUACCGCUGGAGUUGUGAGCGUUGUAGCAUUUGUAUGCGUUGUGGUGCUACUAAACCAGAAGGAAUGCCUGUCACGCAACAAUCCGUUUUGAUGUCACCGAAUGGUGAAAAACUGAAACAGGUUAAACACAAAAAAGUGAAAUGGAUUAAUGAAUAUCGUAUUGAUCAUAUAACUAAAUUAAGAGAACACUGUUCCAUGUUGUGUGUACCGUGUGGCCGCAUGAAAAGUAACAAACGUGUACAAAUAGCUACUCAAUUAAAUACUGUGAACACUAUAAAUCAACAAAACACAAUAACAAGUCCGUUGCAUAAUAAUAAUGUGAGCAACAACAGUAGUAGUUCGUUUUCUCCCAAUAAUAAUAAUAAUAAUAAUAAUAAUAAUAAUAAUAAUAAUAAUAAUAAUAAUAAUAGCAAUGCACGUACCACCAAUACUAUUGGAUCAUUAACAUCGCCUAAUAGCACAGAAAUUUCCGCUAACAAUGCUGAAUCGAAUGCAACAGUCAUUGUUUCUUCAGGCGUCAAUCAUAAUUCGCAAAAUUCUAUAGUCACUACGUCGCAUGCACCUACGCCCAUAGCCUCUCUAUCGACAACAACAACUGCAUCUGCAAUGGUAACUGAGACUUUAGGUGGUGCUAUCGGUGCACCACCUGUGGUUGCCUGAGUAGGGGUUAUACGUUAUUGUCCCAAACAACAACCGCCACCGCUACUUCCUACUGUAACGCCUUUAACAAAUUUAUAGCACUUGUAAACCACCUUUAAUUAAGUAUUUUAAUGAAAAUACUAUUGGCUUAAUUAUAGGCAUAUAUAUAUAUAUAUAUAUAUAUAUAUAUUUUAAGAAUAUGCGAAAAGUACAGGAAUUGUUAAUAUGAGAAACUUUUUUAAUAUUUAUUGUUUCGUCCUGCAAUCCGUAUACAAUCCAUAUAUAUAUCAUCACAAACGAAUUAAUUUUUUCACAAAUCAAAUUUAAUUAAUGUCCGAUACGUUUUUAGCAUAAAUCAGAUCUCAGUAUUUCUUCUUCUUUUUUUUUUUUCUUUCUCUUUCAAUCAAUUGCUUUGCUUCUCUUCUAAAAAAUUGCCGAAUAACAAUUGGUUUGAUUUUGAUCUUAGAAACGUUACCACCAAAAAAAAAAAAAAAAAAACAAAAAACAAAAACAAAAAAAUAGUCCGAAGUUCACAAGAAAAAACGUUGCUUUCUUUAAACAACUACAGCGGCAGCAGCUAUAUAUGAUAAGUUUAUUUAAAAGUCUCUAAAUCACAGGGAAAAAUUCACACAGAAUGGUCUCAUCAUUAGACGAAGUGGUGUCACGACCGCAUUCAAUCCAUUCAUUGAAUUCACAUUUGAAAUCUUCUGAUGGUGCUUUGUUAGCCCUUUGAAUGUUGUUAGCCCUAAUAAUGUAAUAAUGUAUAAUAUACACUUAUAUUAUACUAUACGAAUAUAUACAUACACAUUAGAGGGCAGAAGAAAGAUAUGUUCACUCUAAAGGCUAACACAACAUCAUCAUAUGAAAUUUUCAAGUGUUAAUACUGUUAAUACUGUUGAAACUGAAUGCUGAAAAUUACAUAAAAAAAACAUCAUAUUGCUAUUAUAUAAAAUUUUCAGAAUCGAAUCCUCCGUUCAUAUGUUUACACAUUUUCUAAAUAUAAUUUAAUAAUUAUUCCUUCAAAUUACAUUUUCUCUUAGUUUUUUGCUCGCAGACUCAAAUUUCGAAAGGUUACAGAAUCAGGUUCUUAUCAGGUACCUGUGUCUAAGAUAAAUCGCGCCAUACGUUACGAUCACAAGCAUUCUAUUCAUUCUAUGUAGGCAUCUGCUGCUGCUUCCAUAGGCAAUUGGAUUAACGUUAUCAUUACUGGCACUGGCCAUAUUGUUCAUUUUACUUUCGUUUUCGAUAACUAAGCCAAAAGUCUUUGAUUCCAAUAAUUUCAAUUAUUUUAAGUCUUUCUUACAUAUGAAAUUCUCAGGACAUCUACGUCAUCGUUCUGCACGUACAAAUUGCAUUAAAUGUGCGUUGCUUGCCUUUUUAUUCGUUCCUUUUUUUUUUAUUCCGACUUUGUAUGUUGCACUGUGAACAUCCAGAUCCAAAAAUGUGAAAUUUCGCCCGAUUGUUUCUACGAUGAUGAUUUUCCGCUCAUUUAGAAAAGCAAAGCUAAUUAGCAUCCAAAAAAAAAAAAAGAAUCCAUAGAAAUCUGUGGUAACAGCGUCUAAUAUAAUACAAGCAUAUUACUGAAGAUGGCUGAGAAGUUGCAAUUACAGAAGUAAACAGUGAAAAGAAAUAUUUAUUCACAUCCGUCUUGAAACUAAUCCCUAAUAUUUAUUAACUCAAUACGUUGGAACGGGAACAUGUUGCGUUAAAUGCAGGCACGCCGAGUAACAUUACAAAAUAAAAUUGUAUCACCUUUUAGGUAAAAACUCUUAUUCAGCGAUGAAUAUUGAUUGACUUCCUCUUUUCGAUGCUAUGCCAUCGUUCGAGUUCGCGGAAAAUGAAAUGCGUGGAAGUGAUGAAGGCCGAAGAAUUUGGUGGCAAUGCGCGCCCGACGAAUCUUUCAAUUUCAAAAAUUUUGCACUUUAGGUAUUCCAUGGAGAACAUAACAAAACGGUAAAAAGAAAUUGUGUGUAAUCCACCCUUAAUUAACAUUGAAGAGAUGAAAACAGAUAAAGUUUCGAUGAUAACUAACUGUCUCGGUUGUCUCUUAACUUGUAGCUAAGCUUGUAAAAGUUGUACGACGUCCGACGUAACAAUGCUGCGUUGAUAUGCGAAGCUGAGCUAAUAUAUUAGAGAAGGGAUUAAUGGUAGAGUGAGUGUGGAAUGCCAUCAUCAGAAGUAUUUCAAAAUUUGUAUAUCAGUUUUCAUGGAUAUUAAAGGUUCGGGUACUCGAAUGGGUAGAUCAGCAAAACCUGAAGAAUGACAAAAAAAUUGGAAUGUAUGUGUUGCGAUUGUGAGAAAAUUCUUCGAAAUCAUAUAUACCCACACCAUUACCAUAAUGUUAUGCUAUAUACUCCAAUGACAGUGUCAAAGUCAAGUGUUAUGAGUGUGGACACGGAGCCCAUAUUCUGUACCCUAUUCUGUACCUUCUAUACUGCACAUAAAACCCUUUUAUCCUAUAUACUCUUCUAUACCCUACGUACAAAGUGCUCCUCGUCCAAACCAAUAACACUGUCUUCAUUAUCGUUAUUAGAGUAUAGAUAGCAUAGCGCUACGAUUAUUGUGUAUAUGAUCUCGAAGAACAUCCGUAUUUAUACUGAUGUAAUCAUAUCAAUAACUCAACCAAAUAGCAUUAGUGUUGUCAUAAGGAGGCUUUAGAAGGCUCUAGGUACGACAUUUUGUUGCAUGUCUUUCCUUUCUGUGAUCCCGUUAUCAGCAUAGCAUUAUGGUCGUUGGUAAGAUAUAUGAUCUCGCAAUCAUGCAAACGAUUACGCCAUAUAUAUAGAUUUGAAUUCUUUAGCAUAUAUGGAUGUAAUUACCGAUCUAUCCAUUAUUAUUAAUAGGCGUAUUAUAUAAUUUCCAGCUGCCGUAGAAUUCAGACUAUGUGUACCGAAGCGGCCCGAUUAUGACGAGGCUCUUUCAAAGCGUGCAAUAUGCACUUGUGGUUUGGAUGCAUUCGAUGAAGCAUGCAUUUGACUAAAUUUCCCGCUAGUUUUUGUAUAGCCGAUGACUUGUCCUCAUUUCCGUUAGUUAUCCGUUAGUUAGUGUUUCUCUAGCGUUUCUAUUAAGUUUCAAAUUAAUAUUCGUUUUUGUUUUUUCGGCAUCGUGAUCAUGAUUGGGGUGGAAUUUGAUUUGUGCGACCUAUUACAACAACCCAACAUACAAUCAAACUUUUGGCGACAAUGAGCGUUCAAAUUAGAUCGACUAGUGCCUGAAAUGUCGAUUUGUCGAAUUGUUUUUGAACCUAACUAACAAACAAAUUGUACUUUAUAAGAAAUUAAGAAUUUUCUGCUUUUUUUGUUCGAGGUGAAGCAGGUUUUAAAUCAUGUUUGUCCGCUUGACGUUUGACGUUAUACUACAAAAGAUGGUUAUGUUGUCUAUCACUGUUACGCAAUGGGCCAACUUUCGUUUAUUGUUGACAUCGUCAACAACUACGUAGAAUAAUUUUUUUUUUUUUUGAAUACAUUUAUGCCGCAUAAUGUAUUAAAUAUUCUCGCUUAUGUAUAUCGCAGACGCAUUCUUCGAAGCAUAACUGCAAUCCUUUGCCAAUUUGUAAAUUACUUGAGCGAUUAUCUAUUUUAAGGUUAAAAAUAGAAAAAACAAACUUUUAAGGCACAAGUCAUUAUUAUAUUUUUACUGAAUUUUUUCUUCGCUAAAGUGAUGUGACCUUUAUCUCCAAUUACAAAAUUCUAGACGCGUUAGACGUGCGCGUUUCAUUUCACACUGAUUUAGUUAUUUGCAUUUUUCAGCUGCUCCCAUCAAUCAUCAAUACGAUGAAUUUGUGCAAUGUCUGUCCUUAUCACUAUUCUCCAGAUCAUUUCUCUAAAAGUUUUCGGCAUUUUGCGUAACUGUCGUUUUAUUUUAUAAUAGUUUAAGUCUUUCAUUUAAAAUUGCAAAACUAUUUAAAAGUAUUUCCCUUGGUAAAAGAAAAAAAAAAAAAAACAAAUUGGCGGACCUUCAAAAAAUUGUUAGAAAAUUGCGUUUAUGACAACUCUCUACAUCAGCGCCACCAUAUUACAGGAAAAAAUAAUUGGUGACGCGUUACACUCACGUACAUAGCUAUGGAAUACAAUAUAUUUAAUUAUUAUACACAAUUAUGCAAUACGAAUAAGUUGGAUUUAAUAUAUAUGACGGUCCGAAUGUAACGAAGCGCACAAACGCCUGCCUUUCACAGUCGCAGCUUUCUUGUAUACCGUGGCAUUUAUUUGAUAUAUAUAUUCUUACGUUUUCACUCGCAUACUUUCAUUUCAAUUACUUUUAGAUCCACUAGUGGCGACGUUGUUCAAUUAUUAGGGCAGGGCGGGCGGUGGUAACUUUCUUGGCUUUAUUUUAAAGUGGUUUAAAAUUCUUAGCCAAAAAAUUACGAACAUAGAAAGGGAGAGAGAGAGAGAGAGAGAGAGGGAGAGAGAGAGAGAGAGAGAGUAAUGAACACAAAGGUGGUUAAUAGGAUGUGUGGUCUCUCUUUUAUUCUUUUUUUUUUCUUUUCUUUUUUUUGAUAACACUUAUUUUUGUUCUAUAUUUAUGAUUUUCUUUGUCUUUUUUUUCUUUUUUUUUUUUUUCUAAAGAUCUUAACUACAAGAAAAACCUAUGUAUUUAGUAAAUUAUAAAAAUAUUAAUUAAAAGAGAAAUUAAAAGCCAACAAACAAAUACUUAUAUUAAGAUUAAAUGAUAAUUUAAGUGAAAUUAUUGAGGAAAAAAGAAAAUGGAAAAAAAAAAAAAUUGAAAAUAUAUUAGCUGUUAAUAAAUAACCCAUAAAAGCACCUUAAAAAAAAAAAAAAAAUUUAACUGCUAAUGAAAACAAAAAAAAA
Messenger RNA from Glossina fuscipes, 12165 nucleotides. It is a transcript of the gene e(y)3, whose product is annotated as supporter of activation of yellow protein. The record is from RefSeq and is a predicted model, not a curated record. Lineage: Eukaryota; Metazoa; Arthropoda; Insecta; Diptera; Glossinidae. The coding region runs from base 371 to 7378 and encodes 2335 amino acids. The transcript has 12 exons.